Penicillium chermesinum is the source of this 567-nucleotide messenger RNA. RefSeq names its product Stk19 family serine/threonine-protein kinase. The transcript has a single exon. Gene Ontology annotation, molecular function: protein serine/threonine kinase activity. Lineage: Eukaryota; Fungi; Ascomycota; Eurotiomycetes; Eurotiales; Aspergillaceae. The record is from RefSeq and is a predicted model, not a curated record. Gene Ontology annotation, biological process: protein phosphorylation; positive regulation of Ras protein signal transduction. The coding region runs from base 1 to 567 and encodes 188 amino acids.
AUGGGAACCAGCUCUGCUAUCUCGCAAGGUGUCUUCACGCCGGAAGAAUAUAGAGAGUUACUUCGUGCUGGUCUGGUAGUUUCGUCCUCUACAUAUACUCAAGGGUCAUUAAAUCUCUCCUCUCUGCCGAAGCUACCUUCAACCGCUGUCUCCGCCGCCAGUAGGGGUGGAUGGUCGCAGACCCCCGAGAUGGACCACCCUGUUCAAAGUGAUGCCCAGGCUCGAGCAGCGACUCUAUUUCUGUCCCUUCCAAAUACCGGGACCUAUUUACGAUUGCUCGGUGCUGGCCGUGCUCGUCUCCUCGCCCUUCUCCGCCGGUCAAGUUGCGCCGAGGCUCCGUUGAACCUACUCCAGGAUCGAUGGGAUGGAGCCGUGGAGACCGAAAAAAGCUUCCACUUGGCGAAGAGGGCGCGUGGGGAGUUUGCAGGAGUCCUGCCUGGGAAGACGAAAAAGUGGAAAGAACUCCACGGGAUGCGGUUCCGUUGGGCGCUAGAAGAGGCUCUAGGCGCCGGACUGGUUGAAUUAUUUGACACCGGCAGUGUUGGUCCUGGCGUUCGUUGUCUAUAA